Molecule: messenger RNA, 4460 nt
Organism: Acanthaster planci (crown-of-thorns starfish)
Lineage: Eukaryota; Metazoa; Echinodermata; Asteroidea; Valvatida; Acanthasteridae
Cellular component (GO): plasma membrane
Molecular function (GO): protein binding
Source: RefSeq, a predicted model, not a curated record
CCCAGCCCAUCGUCAAAUUAAGUAUUUUCAGUUAUUACUGUCCAGACAAUUAUGUGCGUUUUACGAACACUCCUAGCACUAUAAUUUAAAGCGUACAUAUGCUCCGGCCAUGUAACGUACGCACGCGCUAUUACUUGCCCGGCCCCCUAUCAUAUUCUAGUUGUCGCAACAUGGCGCGAACGGAGCUGUUCGAUCUUACGAAAUCGUCGAUCUAUUUGAUGGUGCUCUCUAUCUUUCUGAGGUAUGUGAGCUCACAGUCAUGCACGGCACCAUUGCUGCAGAACUGUACAUGCAAUGAUACGAUCUUCGAGUGCACAUCUGCUGGCUGGACAGAGUUUCCGAGUGAUUUGCCAAACAGGGAAAGCCUGCAGGUUAUUGACCUGAGUAACAACUCCAUCACCACAAUAUCCACCGAUGUACUAGAUGAAUACAUUCAGCUUCAAACACUGAUUCUUGCGAGGAAUGGUUUGACUAGCAUUGUAAACCAAACUUUGCCUGAAGGCUUCACACAAAUUGACCUUAGGUCAAAUCCCGUUGUGUGUGACAGUAGCCUAGCAUGGCUAGCCGGGAAAACUGUACUUGGAAACUGUGCCAACGGCCAGGAAAUCUCAUCCUAUCUAGAUAGUUUGAGGGCCACAGCUGGUCCACUAGCUGCUGGCCCCACACAGCCAAACCACACAGCAGAUGCACAGACUCAACCAAUGACAGAUGCUCAGUCACAGCCUAUGACAGAUGCACCAUCACAGCUUGUGACAGAUGCACGGUCACAACCCAUGACAACAUUGGCCAUGGGCGGCACUACUAAGCAGCCUGAGGAACCCAAUAACUUAUAUAUACUUGCCAUUGUCAUACCGGUCCUUGUCAUUGUGGUGAUUUGUAUUGCCGUUGUCAUCUUCACCCGCAAGAAUCGCAAACAGCAAGAGACUUACAACUCAUCCAUUCGCUACUCGGUAGUCCGUAAGGAUGCAGGAGCUGGUAACCGGGUCUAUAGCGAUGUCACCACUGAGUUAUAGUGACCUUAUGUUGUAUAAGGCCAUUAGACACUGAGUGUAGGGCUGUGAGUUAAAGGUCGUUUUUUUUCCGUUGAUUAAUUGUUCCCUUUCAAUGUAUCAAACCACUGAUUCAUGUUAUGCAUUUGCCAUAUCUGCCAAAACUUUUGUCUGGGCAUCAUGGCAGUAUUACAUUUCUCACUGGUAGCAAUAGCAUCCAAAUGUGUGUUCAUCCCACUUUUUAGAAGUUUCAUGCGUGGAAUUGAGGUAUUGUGCUAAACAGAACCCUGAAUAUUCACAGAGUAACUUCAGUUACACCAAAUAUUGUAACCAAACAAAGGAUUCAACAACUGCUUAAUUGAAUAACUGAAUAGUCACCACAGCCCCAGGAGAUAGUCACCACAGCCCCAGGAGAUAGUCACCACAGCCCCAGGAGAUAGUCACCACAGCCCCAGGAGAGAGUGUUUUUUGUCAGUUUGAUUCCAGUAGUAUUCUUGGAAAAUGAAGGGCUAUUUAACAAUGUCCAUGAUACCGAGCAGAAUUUUGCGGCAGUUUUAUCCUAGAAUAGAGGCACCUAAGCAUGGCUUGACAAGAAAGUCAGAGAGCUUCAGUGAGAGGAUUCAAAGAAAUCAAAGUCUGGUCUUCGUGGCAACAUCUGCUCCGAGCAGAACAAAAGGGGGCUUUUUGGGGGGAUACUCGCAUUUGACAGGAGUACGCUGAGUAUGCGUAACUAAUUUACGCCGGCAUGUAUGGUCUUUGCAUACACCCAGAAUGCGUGCCAGAACCCAUUUGUAACCACCUGUCUUUCUUUUUGCCGAUUGGGGGUGCACUUCAGCUCGGGGCGGAGAGUUAGUUUGGUUCGGAAUUCCUUGGGUGUCUCUUUCAGAGAGGUAUUAAAAAGUACAGUAGUUUGGACAAUUUUACAUAAUCUGUGUAAUCCGUCAAAAUAGAGUGGAAAAAUAGUGUGGGACACUUGGGAACUGAAGUAGGGAAAUUUGAAGGUGCUUUCCAGGAAUUGUACUAUGAAUUUCCAGACAUGCCAUGGGGCUUUAGUGAUUGUCCUUGAAGAAGUGUGGGAUUUUUCUAAAAAUUCUAGAAAAGUCCUAAAAAAUUCCAACUCUUGGACUACCUUUGGAAAGACCCAAACGAUCUCGAGAACUGAUGGAAAUUUACCUUGAAGUCUGCGUAUAAGAUGGAAAGCAGCAUUAGCAUUGUUGGAGGAUAUAAAGACUUUGAAGAUGGUGACACUGUAUUAGAUUGGAGUUUUUAAUUCAUUUACUUAUUGUUUUAGCACAUUUUUAAUUUAUCUUUUGUAUUUUUUGUUUUUUCACCAUUCAAGUAAGUGCCUAAGUUUUAAAACCAAAUUGUACAUAUCUAUCAAAGUGCACUUGGCAGAUUAUGUGUGAGUGUGUAUAUAUAUUGGGGACAGAUUGUUUGUCUAAAUUAUUAACAGGGAAAUGUGUACUGUAUUUAUGAUAACGUCUUGGAUUUUUCGUUAACAUUUCCUGUUGUGUUUUCAAAGUUGAAGUUCUGUGGGGCAUUGCUUCUACAGAAAGCUUGAUUGGCCCCGCUGCUGUUUGCUUGUGACAAUGUGGGUAAUGCAUUUACUCUGUUGAUUUUGUGCAAACACCACAUUUGUGUUAACCACUUCGUGCCGGGUUCAGUUAAAAUGGCCAUGCAGAAAUACGGCGUUUUUCAUGAUUUUCCGUUUUUAAAAUUCUUCAAAAAUUCAUUACUUCAUUUACUGGACGUAUAUACCCACACAGUCUGGUUUCUGCUCUAUUCUGACAGGUAACAUCUAUUGACGCCCGUGUAUUUCAGCCAGGCCUACUGUCUUGUAAACAGAGCCCAGAUUGUGUGGUGUUGCGUAAUUUUUUUUGUUCUCGAAACUAGAGCAGUUCGCUGCUUGCGUCUUUUUCAGUAGGGCGAGAUUAGCGUGCAGCGGUAUUGUGUUGUUCAGUGCUGGAGAGCUUUCGUCCGUGGUUGUAAUCCUUCAUAUUGAAUGCCACAAAUAAUGGUAUAGUUUUUCAAACACAGGACAGAUCACCUCUGCCAUUGACGAAUGAAAAAUGAAAAAAAACAGUAGCAUGGCUCCUUUGUCCAAUUUUGGGCUCCCCAGCUAUGCGUACAAACAAACAUGUAAGGUAUCCGAUACCGGGUCCCCCAGCGCAAAGUGGUUAAGAGUUUUUGCAGUGACUGGAUUGGGCACAUUAUGAUCCAGUAUGUCUAAAGCCUGUGACUGUUACUGACAUGCUGGAUGUCACUAGGAAGUGGCUUGGUUUAUACCAAGUCCACUAUGCAUGCACAAAAUCAUUGACCUUUUAUGCCAUCUGGCAGACAUACUAUGCUACAAUUUAUUUUUUCAUGAAAUGGUUUCAAAACAGUAUUUUUUCAUAUGAAACUGUGACUGUGAGUUUGGUGUUUCUCUGCAUAAUAGUUACGUAUAUAAAAGUCAUGUAUUUAUAGUACAGAAAAGGGGACUUCUGGUCACCACAUUGUAAGUAUACACUUCUUGAUUCAAUAUUGGUAAAUCUUUAGUGUAUUUAUUGUACUCACAGACAUACAUCUAUUAGUUCGACCAAAAAUUUAAAUUUUUCAAAAAAAGGCAAAUACACCAGGCAAUUUGUGAUGUACAGCAAAGCAACGCAGAUAUUGGCUUGAUGGAGUAAUUUAAUUAAUACAUGUAUUCUUACCACAAUGUCAUUUUGCAGCAGAGUGAAUUUUGCUAUCAGGACAGACAGUGUACAGCAUUUAAGUUCAAUAAGCUGUCUGCUUUCACAGAGUCCUGAGAUUUGUGUGUCUGUACAAACUGAAUGGUGGAUCAGUGUGUGCAUGUAUAUGUAUUUGUAUAUACAGUCGAACCUCGUUAAUAAGAGGUCCUUCACACUUGGCAAAUUACCUCGUUGUAACAGGAACCCUGUUUUAUCAGGAAUGAAGCAAAAGAAGAACAAAGGAUUGAGACCUUGAAAUGUCUUUGUGUUCAGCAGAAUCUUGUAUUAUCAGUGCUCUUGUUAACGAGGUUCAACUGUACACAUUCACUAGAGGCCACUUAGGCCACACCCGGUGGUUUAACCCAUGAGCCAUGGCUGUGUAUAUGCACUGAGAUGUUUGGAUCAGAUUUAUAUGUCAUCUUGUGUGAACAGGCCAAGCAUUGAAAGGACAAGAUAAAAUUUGAAAGAACUACUCAGUGUCCUUUAACAUGUUUCAAGCAUUUAACUUACCAAAGUGCCCCCUGCAAUCGUCUCUGUCUUGAUUUAUAAUUUUUCGAGGAAGAAGAAGCAGUCGUAAGUGUAAAGUAGCCAAAAUUUAUCAAGCAUUGUUAUUGAAGAAUGAUAUAAAUGCAGGUUUUUUCUGUGUUUGUCUAGAUUAAUUCUGAAGUCAAUGCACAGAAACUAGCAUUAACCACUUCGUGCCGGGGCAUUUUUCAAUGUUGAUGAUGCAGGGCCGGCAUGACUAUCAUUUUUUCCGUUU